AAGACAUUAACGGUGGGACACUGGUGUAAAGAUGGCAGACGUACCAGAUAAUGCUCUUGAACAUUGCCCAGGUACAACAAGUGAGCAAGCAGGAAAGUCUUCGUCAUGCGAGGGCUGCCCCAACCAGAAUCUGUGCGCUUCAGGAGCCACCAAGGCCCCAGACCCCGCCAUAGCAGAGAUAGGAUUGAAGAUGUCGACGGUCAAACACAAGAUCCUGGUUCUGUCCGGGAAAGGAGGAGUGGGGAAGAGCACGUUCAGCGCCCACCUGGCCCACGCUCUGGCCAGCGACAGCUCAAAGGAGGUCGCCCUGCUGGAUGUAGAUAUCUGUGGUCCAUCCAUUCCAAGGAUGAUGGGCUUGGAGGGAGAACAAGUUCACCAGAGCGGCUCAGGCUGGUCUCCUGUGUAUGUGGACGACAACCUGGCGGUCAUGUCUAUCGGCUUCCUGCUCAGUAGCCCUGAUGAUGCUGUGAUCUGGAGAGGACCCAAGAAGAAUGGGAUGAUCAAGCAGUUUUUGAGGGACGUUGACUGGGGGGAGUUGGAUUACCUUAUCGUGGACACACCCCCCGGCACCUCUGAUGAGCACCUGUCAAUAGUCCAGUACCUCAGCUCCACCCACGUCGAUGGAGCUGUCAUCAUCACCACACCACAGGAGGUGUCGUUGCAGGAUGUGCGGAAGGAGAUCAGAUUUUGUCAGAAGGUCAAGCUGCCGAUCAUCGGAGUGGUGGAGAACAUGAGCGGCUUCGUCUGUCCUAAAUGCAAGAACACGUCACAAAUCUUCCCUCCCACAAGUGGAGGUGCUGAGCAGAUGUGUGCGGAUCUAAAUCUACCUCUGUUGGGAAAGGUACCUCUCGACCCGAGGAUAGCACGGAGCUGCGACGAGGGCAAAUCGUUCCUCAGUGAAGUACCUGACUCUCCUGUUGCUAAAGCCUUACAGAGCAUUGUGCAGAGUAUCCAGGACUACUGCUCCAGUCACGUGACCGAGGAGCAGGGCGCCACCUGAAGACUCACUGUGCUAAAGAGGAGCCGAGAAGAUCAGAGCUCGUCCCGGUGUCAUCCUCAACGUCUUUGUAAUUCACGACAGUCGGCAGCUUGGAUAUUAGUUUGGUGAGCGGCUCAAAGAAGCACUUAGGCCCGGUUUUGAAUAUUGAUUCUUGAAUUACAGGUCGUUCCUACUAUAGAUGUAAAACUCUAUAGGAAAAAAACAGGUCAUGAAUACAAUCGUCUAUAUAAUUCCCCACAACAGCUGGGCAUUGUAGUUUAUUACCGAACAUUACUCUAACAGGUUAUUUAUUCAGCUAUAAAUUACUCGAGUGAGUAUUUACGGCAGCGGAAUAUUGUUUAUAGGUUUGACUCGAAAUAACCUACAGUGCUAAAUGAUAGUAUAAGAGGAACAUGUCACCCAGUGCAACACUGUGGGUUAAUAUACCCGUUUGUAAUAGAGGAAUAAAAUGUAUUGAAUCUUGA
Messenger RNA from Limanda limanda (common dab), 1464 nucleotides. It is a transcript of the gene nubp1, whose product is annotated as nucleotide binding protein 1 (MinD homolog, E. coli). Gene Ontology annotation, molecular function: ATP binding; 4 iron, 4 sulfur cluster binding; ATP-dependent FeS chaperone activity. NCBI's taxonomy places the organism in Eukaryota, Metazoa, Chordata, Actinopteri, Pleuronectiformes, Pleuronectidae. Gene Ontology annotation, cellular component: cytosol. The record is from RefSeq and is a predicted model, not a curated record. Gene Ontology annotation, biological process: iron-sulfur cluster assembly. Bases 32 to 1000 code for a protein of 322 amino acids. The transcript is spliced from 10 exons.